Microplitis mediator is the source of this 2173-nucleotide messenger RNA. RefSeq names its product O-acyltransferase like protein-like. NCBI's taxonomy places the organism in Eukaryota, Metazoa, Arthropoda, Insecta, Hymenoptera, Braconidae. The coding region runs from base 1 to 2118 and encodes 705 amino acids. The record is from RefSeq and is a predicted model, not a curated record. The transcript is spliced from 10 exons. Gene Ontology annotation, molecular function: acyltransferase activity, transferring groups other than amino-acyl groups.
AUGUUGUCAAGUACAGACAGUAAAUUUUAUUUUAUCUCUAUCAUUAUUAUUAUUUUUUCCAUAAAAUUAAAUAUCUCAGAAUGUCGAAUCAGUGAAAAUAUCAUCGCCAGUGAAAUAUGGAACCAACUUGAGCCCAUAAGUGAAUUCCACCGGAUUAAUACGAAUAAUUAUUUGAAUAGAAAUGUGACAGUAUCACCGAAUUGCGAUGACCAGGUCCAAAUAUUCAUGAGCGCACUCAGAAAUUUCGAGCAGUGGGCACUUGAAAUGUUCGACGCAUCUUCGAAACUACCGUCGGGAUUAAUCCGAGGAAAUCUCAAGGAUCUGGGAAUGUAUGAUCAGUGUAUAGCAAUAAAUGUGACUAAAAAUAACACGAUAAUAAGAGGACGUCAUUGCAUGUACACCGCAGCAAUUACUUUAUCAGAUGCUACUACACUUCCGUUAUCGCCGACGCUCUCUGUCUGUUUACCGUCGGCUUGUGAUAAGGAUCAGGUUAUCGAAAAAAUGCAGAUGCUCUUUGAUUUUCUCGAGGACUUUCUCAAUGGCAAUAAAAUUAAUGUUACCUCGGCUGUUUGCUCGGUUGUAGAUAAUAAUUCAUGGAAUCUGGGUACUAUCAUUACAAUAGGAGUGUUGGGAAUAUUAAUAAUAUUUCUAACGAUAUGUACACUAUGCGACUUAUUAAUUAGAGUUAAUCAUAUUAAUAAUGUUAACUUCUUUAAUACACUGUCAAAAUUUUCAUUAAUCGUUAAUGGCCAGCGUAUAUUAAACACUCGAGUACCGAAAGACAAUUUGCCAGUAAUCACAGGGCUAAGGUUCUACAGCAUGAGUUGGAUUAUCCUCGGACACUCUUUUCUGAUGAAUUUACUUGGCAGUGUUGUUAAUAUAGCUGACGCCAUGACGUGGUUUCGUUCAUGGAAUUCUUUGUACAUUCUAAUUGCGCCAUUUGCAGUAGAUUCAUUUUUCGUAAUGAGUGGAUUUUUGACGUCUUAUUUAUUUAUAAAAGAAAUGGCAAAAGGUAGAAAAUUUAAUAUUUUCCUUUACUAUAUCCAUCGGUACAUAAGAUUAACGCCAGCGUUCAUGGCACUAUUUUUAAUAGUGACUUAUUUACUACCAAGUAUGGGGUCAGGUGCAUUGUGGGAUGCGACCAUGAACGCACAAAGUGGAUAUUGUAAAAAAAAUUGGUGGCCUAUGUUACUCUAUGUCCACAAUUAUGUUUACAAAGACGGUCCAGCGUGCUUGGGACACACAUGGUACCUCGCAGUUGACAUGCAAUUAUUCUGGCUGUCACCAUUAAUUAUCUAUCCACUUUACAAAAAACCGAAAAUUGGAUUAUUUAUUUUAUAUUCUGCCAUUAUUGCCUCGAUUAUUACACCAGCGGUUAUUGUGGGUAUUAAUAAAUUUACUGUAGCGCUGACACCGACUUCAGAUUUGAGUAAAACGCAAGAUAUGAUGUUGUAUUUUUACAUCGUCACUUAUACAAGAGCCGGCCCAUGGCUACUGGGAAUAUUACUCGGCUACUAUUUGUCAUCAAAUCGCAAUUUUCUACCAAAAAGUAUCAUAAAAUUAGGGUGGUUUCUAGCAAUCGUUGCCUUUGCAUACUCAUUUUUUACCUAUCGGAUUUAUCAGAGUGAAAAGUACGAAUGGAAUAUUUAUUGGGAAACAUUCAAUGCCGGUAUUGCGAGACAUGUUUGGGCAUUUGGAGUCUGUUGGAUUAUUUACGUCUCAACUAUGGGCCAUGGAGGUGUUCUAUCAAAGUUUCUGUCAUUACCAAUUUAUCUACCAUUCAGCAGAAUAUCGUACUCGAUAUACUUAAUCCAUUACGUUGUUCAAACAAUUAAAGCAAGUUCCGCAAGAGUGCCGUCUUAUUUUAGCGACUACCAAAUGCUGGAUACAUUUUUUAGCGAUUUGCUGAUCUGCAUUAUCGGCGGAUUUAUUUUCAGUCUCUUAUUCGAGUCGCCAUUUUUAGUUCUUGAGAAAUUAAUACUCGGUGAUAAAACAAGUGCAUCUCAUUCUGAUAAUCAUAAUAAUGAUAUAAAUAAAUUACAAGAUGAACCGCAAAAUAAUUCAAUAGAAAACGGUCACGUUAAUCAAGGAUUUGAAAAUUCUAAAAAUUUCGUGUAAUUCUUUACUCAAAUAAAUUAUGUGUAUACUAAAUAAAUAAAUUUUUUAUUCAUUA